CUGUGGAAAAAAUUUGAAUUGAAUUAUGUUACUGGUUAGUUCCAUUAGGGCUCGUGGGAAAGCAGCGUUGACCACGCCUUCGUCGGUGCAGACGCCCAGCACGGUUGCGCAAGCGUUGCUCACAUCCCCAACGACAUGGCAUCCACUGCCGAUCCUACAGCUCAGCUUUACUGUCUGCCUAAUGUCCUUCACAACCAGUGCCUCACCUCUGUGAAAUUCAUUUCCGCGUGCUUCGCAGGGGCCGCGGCUGGAAUCCUUGGGCUGCAGAAUUGGCGAGGGUUUGCCUUGUUCGCGCUCUCGGUUCUCUCAGCGUCGUUUGUCAUGUAUGCUGUUAACUGCAAGGGAAAACCAUCUCGAUAUUUGCCCGGGGGUAUCGGCGAACUGGUAAACCCCGGCCAAGAUAACAUAUUCACGUUUAUCCUCGUGUGGACGUUGUUUUACGGUGCGUUUCAGACUUAACUUUCUUUUUUUUGCAACGAAAAUAACCUGUUUGUGCAGGCAUUGUGCA
Molecule: messenger RNA, 508 nt
Organism: Pisolithus orientalis
Lineage: Eukaryota; Fungi; Basidiomycota; Agaricomycetes; Boletales; Pisolithaceae
Exons: 1
Coding region: 136-459 (107 amino acids)
Biological process (GO): autophagosome assembly; protein folding in endoplasmic reticulum
Cellular component (GO): endoplasmic reticulum; membrane; EMC complex
Source: RefSeq, a predicted model, not a curated record